AUGGUCAUCCCUCCUGAGCUGCCUGCGAUUCUGAAGCAGUUUACUAAGGAUGCCAUCAGAACCCAGCCAGAAGAUCUGCUUGAAUGGUCCACAGUUUACUUCAGUGCCUUGGUCCAAGGACGGCCUCUCCCGGUGAGAAAAAUGCCUAUGAGAGUCUACACCACGGACCUUACACCUGAGGCCCUAACAGCCAUGCACUCACAGCUGAGUAAGAAAAGCACAGUAAGUAAGCAGGAGGUGCGCUCUGCAUGGAAGAGACUUGGCCUGUCAGACAACCUCCUCAAACACAUCUACAAAGUUGGCUGCUUUGGAGCAGAGCUUGACUGGAUCAAGUUCUUUGCCCUGUGCUGCAGCUACCUAGGAGGGACCAUCAAGGUCGCCAUGGCUCAUGCUUGCUACAUCAUGAACUGUGACCCCACCUGUAAGCCUCCUGAUGCCUGUGUGCCGUUCGAGACCUUUCGUUAUCUGUACACAUACCUGGCUGCGGUGGAUGGGGACGUGCCUCAGUGGCAAAUGGACAGGGCACUCACUUACCUUGAAACGCAAGCGAAGGUGUGCAACGGAGUGGUGAGGGUGUCUGAUUUCAUCAACAGCCGCAAAGUGCGCCUGGAAUGACUUCUCUAAUGGCAUAACGGGAGGAAAGGCCUUCACUAAAACCUCAUCAGUCCCUCUCCCCAAGGACUCCGUCAGCCAAUA
This is a messenger RNA of Colossoma macropomum (tambaqui), 696 nucleotides long. Its product is annotated as ropporin-1-like protein. NCBI's taxonomy places the organism in Eukaryota, Metazoa, Chordata, Actinopteri, Characiformes, Serrasalmidae. The transcript is spliced from 5 exons. The coding region runs from base 1 to 615 and encodes 204 amino acids. The record is from RefSeq and is a predicted model, not a curated record.